CCCUCCAGGAUGCCCAGGGCCGAGGCCCCCCAUGCAGCUGGCGGGCAGAGCGAUGGAGGCGAUGGUGAAGAGGCAGAGCCGGAGGGGAUGUUCAAGGUCGCCGCGGACUCUAAGAGGAAAAUCCAGGACUACCUCCGCCUGGCGCCCCUGUGGCUGGCCCUGGUCGUGCUGGCUUCAGUGGGGGUCCUGCUCUGGUAUUUCCUAGGGUACAAGGCGGAGGUGACAGUCGGCCAAGUGUACUCAGGCAGCCUCCGUGUGCUCAAUCGCCACUUCUCCCAGGACCUUGCCCGCCGGGAGUCCAGUGCCUUUCGCAGUGAAACUGCCAAAGCCCAGAAGAUGCUCCAGGACCUUAUUGCCAGCACCCGCCUGGGUCCUUACUACAACUCCAGCUCCGUCUACUCCUUUGGGGAGGGACCCUUCACCUGCUUCUUCUGGUUCAUCCUCCAAGUCCCCGAGCACCGCCGGCUGAUGCUGAGCCCCGAGGUGGUGCAGGCGCUGCUGGUGGAGGAACUGCUGUCCACGGCCAACAGCUCGGCCACCGUGCCCUACAGGGCCGAGUACGAGGUGGACGCCGAGGGCCUGGUGAUCCUGGAGGCCAGCCUGAAAGACAUAGUUGCACUGAAUUCCACGCUGGGCUGCUACCGCUACAGCUACGUGGGCCAGGGCCAGGUGCUCCAGCUGAAGGGGCCCGACAACCUGGCCUCCAGCUGCCUAUGGCACCUGCAGGGCCCCGAGGAUCUCAUACUCAAACUCCGGCUCGAGUGGAUGCUGGCUGAGUGCCGGGACCGGCUGGCCAUGUACGACGUGGCCGGGCCCCUGGAGAAGAGGCUCAUCACCUCGGUCUACGGCUGCAGCCGUCAGGAGCCGGUGGUGGAGGUGCUGGCGUCGGGUGCCGUCAUGGCUGUGGUCUGGAAGAAGGGCCUGCACAGCUACUACGACCCGUUCACGCUCUCCGUGCAGCCUGUGGCCUUCCAGGCCUGCGAGGUAAACCUGACGCUGGAGGGCCGGCUGGACCUGCAGGGCGUCCUCAGCACGCCGUACUUUCCCAGCUACUACUCACCCAGCACCCACUGCUCCUGGCACCUCACGGUGCCUUCUCUGGACUACGGCUUGGCCCUCUGGUUUGAUGCCUAUGCACUGCGGAGGAAGAAAUACGACCUACCAUGUACUCAGGGCCAGUGGACGAUCCAGGGCAGGAGGCUGUGUGGCCUGCGCACCCUGCAGCCCUACGCUGAGAGAAUCCCUGUGGUGGCUACUGCCGGCAUCACCAUCAACUUCACCUCCCAGACCUCGCUCACGGGGCCAGGCGUGCAGGUGCACUACAGCUUGUACAACCAGUCAGACCCCUGCCCUGGAGAGUUCCUCUGCUCUGUGAAUGGACUCUGUGUCCCCGCCUGUGACGGGAUCAAGGACUGCCCCAAUGGCCUGGAUGAGAGAAAUUGUGUUUGCAGAGCCACAUUCCAGUGCCAAGAGGACAGCACGUGCAUCUCACUGUCCAGGGUCUGUGACCGGCAGCCUGACUGUCUCAACGGGAGUGAUGAGGAGCAGUGCCAGGAAGGAGUGCCUUGUGGGACAUUCACCUUCCGAUGUGAGGACCGCAGCUGUGUGAAGAAACCCAACCCCCAGUGUGAUGGGCAGCCUGACUGCAGGGACGGCUCGGACGAGCAGAGCUGUGACUGUGGCCUCCAGGGCCCCUCCAGUCGCAUUGUGGGUGGGGCCAUGUCCUCGGAGGGCGAGUGGCCAUGGCAGGCCAGCCUACAGGUUCGGGGCCGACACAUCUGCGGGGGGGCCCUCAUCGCCGACCGCUGGGUGAUAACGGCUGCCCACUGCUUCCAGGAGGACAGCAUGGCCUCACCCACACUAUGGACCGUGUACCUGGGCAAGGUGUGGCAGAGCUCGCGCUGGCCCGGGGAGGUGUCGUUCAAAGUCAGCCGCCUGCUCCUGCACCCCUACCACGAGGAGGACAGCCAUGACUACGACGUGGCGCUGCUGCAGCUCGACCACCCAGUGGUGCGCUCAGCUGCCGUGCACCCCGUCUGCCUGCCGGCGCGCUCCCAUUUCUUCGAGCCCGGCCUACACUGCUGGAUCACAGGCUGGGGCGCCCUGCGCGAGGGAGGCCCCACUAGCAAUGCUCUGCAGAAGGUGGAUGUGCAGCUGAUCCCACAGGACCUGUGCAGUGAGGCCUACCGCUACCAGGUGACACCACGCAUGCUGUGUGCCGGCUACCGCAAGGGCAGGAAGGAUUCCUGCCAGGGUGACUCGGGUGGCCCCCUGGUGUGCAAGGAGCCCAGCGGCCGGUGGUUCCUGGCAGGGCUGGUCAGCUGGGGCUUGGGCUGUGGCCGGCCCAACUACUUCGGCGUCUACACCCGCAUUACAGGUGUGAUUGGCUGGAUCCAGCAGGUGCUGACCUGA
This is a messenger RNA of Loxodonta africana (African savanna elephant), 2412 nucleotides long. RefSeq names its product transmembrane serine protease 6 (gene TMPRSS6). Bases 10 to 2412 code for a protein of 800 amino acids. Lineage: Eukaryota; Metazoa; Chordata; Mammalia; Proboscidea; Elephantidae. Gene Ontology annotation, biological process: proteolysis. Gene Ontology annotation, molecular function: serine-type endopeptidase activity; protein binding. The transcript has 17 exons. The record is from RefSeq and is a predicted model, not a curated record.